Molecule: messenger RNA, 870 nt
Organism: Ectocarpus sp. CCAP 1310/34
Lineage: Eukaryota; Phaeophyceae; Ectocarpales; Ectocarpaceae
Source: the annotation of a GenBank genome assembly
AUGUAUUUGACGAUUCGACCCCUCCGAAUAAUUAGUCCUGUAACGAAAGAAUCGCCUUCCUGCCGUGAAGGAGUUGUCCCCUCUGGUAACCCCCCGCCCCCCCAACAAACACAAGGUUGCACGCUGUCCCCAACAUUGUUCCAGGUGUUCAUCAACGAUCCGUUGGAAGUCGUAGAGGCAGUCCGGAAGGGAGUAAAAGUAGGGGACACGGAAACUUCGGUGUCGGAAAUGCUGUUUGCGGAUGAUUUUGUCGGUAUGUCGGACACCCCUCAGGGACUGCAACUGCAAAUUGACGCGGCGAAGAAGUUUACUGAUAAGUGGAGAUUGUCUGCCAACGUUAAGAAGAGUGCCGCCAUGGUAUGCAACGAGGACAGAGAGGGAGCAGUAGAAUAUAGAUGGAAGUGCGGGAUCGAGGAGAUUGCAGUAGUGGACCAGUGCACAUACCUCGGAGUAGAGAUCGCAAAAGACUGCUCGUGGAAUGCACAAAUGUCCAAGGUAGCGGAAAAGGGCAAAGCACGAGCCGGGAAGCUGCACCCAAUACUCGCAAACAGGCACCUCGAUAAGCGCAUCAGAUUGAAGGUUUUGAAGAGCGUAAUCGUACCGCCGCUAGAGUACGCCGGAGAAGUAUGGGAAGGAAAUAAGAAGGUAGUGAACGAACUCGAGGCGGCGCAGAUGAAAGCAGCGAAAAUCAUCCUAGGGUGCUCCAAGCGCACAAAGGACGUAUGGAAGGGGCUCGACAUCGACGAAGAUGAAACGCUGGAAACGGAGGGUCUACAGGGGUUCAAGGAGAAGAUAUCUGUUGCUUGUGCCGAGAGAGAAGAACAGAAUGUAAGGAAAGAAACCGAGGAUGCGGAGGGUCUAGAAGUGUGA